GCUUGCUCCGACACCAGCUAACGAUUCAAGAGCUUUUCGACACACGGAAAGAAGAAUUCUGCUGCAAAAUUCAGUGGCGUCCUUUCUGGAUAUUCCGAAAAGCAAAUAAAGCAUGAGUCAGGGAGACCAAGAGAAGAGCAUGGAUAAGAAGGAAAUUGCAGAGGAGGAGAGGGAGAAGAUGUUGAACGCUGAAAACACGAAGCACACCGUGGCAUCGACCGCUCCAGACGCGGAAUCCGAAGACCAGAAACCCAAGAAGAAGAUUCCAAUAGGCGGUAUUAAGAUGCCCGGCUUCUGUCGUACAAAAAGCAAGGAACCUUGCAAAGAUGAUGAGGGUAAAUCUGCUGAAGCCGGCGAAGGCGACACAACAGAAAAAAAUGCUAAAGAAAACGAACAAAAUGUGACUUCAGAGAAGACGAACACGCCUAGUAAAGACGCAAAAGAAAAGGAAGGGCGAAAAGGAAUCCUUGACGCUAUAAAAUUACCCUUGGUCUCCGUUUUUCCAAGAAAAAAGAACAAAGAAGGUGAAGUGGAAUUGGGAACUACCGGAACUGCUGGAUUAGCCAGUGUCGAGACUCUUGAUGAUACUACAGGAGAACAAAAUCCUAUUGGCAACGAAGACGGUAUGGAAACCAUUCGACUCGAUGGAGAUGCACCGGAUGGAAUCGAAUCUCCUAAGCAACACUUUCUUGUUGCUUGUAUAUCCGCUGCAAGAAGAAAUAUGUUCGUGCUAGUGGCAACGCCGUGCAUUCUGAUAUCAGUUGUGAUCAUUAUCUGCAUCGCAUGCGUCGGUCCAAGAAAGGGUGCUUCACAGCUGGUGAAGGAUGGAAACUUCGUCGGAGCAGUGACUUCUUGUGGUCCUGUACAAGGCGUAACAGAGGAUGGUGCAUUCGCAUUCCGUGGAAUUCCGUAUGCGGUUCCGCCUUUAGAAAAUCGUCGCUGGCAACCCGCAGAACCUCUUCGAAAAAUUGAAUAUUGUUGGCCAAACAUUUACCAGGCACACAAUUCUUCGGAGGUCUGUUGGCAAUGGGAGGCCUCAGGACGAUGGAUUGGAACCGAAGAUUGCUUAUACUUGGAUGUUUUCACACCUAAAGUUAGAUACGAUACACCUUUGCCGGUAGUGGUUAUGAUUGGUGCAGAGACUCUUAGCGGUGGCUCUCCUGGUGUAAUGCAGCCUUCUGCAAAACUUGCUCGUGUUCGGGAUAUGGUUUUCGUCAGACCUAACUUUCGAUUAGGAAUUUUCGGUUUCUUAGCUGCGGAACCGCUUUCAAGAGCAACACAUCUUCCUACAUCCGGAAACUAUGGACUCUCUGACAUCAUAGCAGCUCUUCAGUGGGUUCAUCUAAAUAUCGAAAAUUUCGGUGGGAAUAAGUCAUCUGUUACUUUAUGGGGGCACCGAGCAGGAGGAACUCUCGUGACAACUUUAGUUGGCAUUCGACGAGCUAAAGAUCUCUUCCAAAGAGUUUGGAUCUCCAGUGGUAGCGCAAUAUUUCCUGGAAAGGAAUUGGAUGCUUCAGAAAAACUUAGCGCACAAUUUCUGAAUUCUAUAAGGUGCAAUGACGCCGCCUGUCUACGAAGCAAGAGCGCCGAGGAGAUAAUGGAUUCAGUUCCAGAAACUUGGCACGUGGGAGAUGUUGGUUUACCUGAGCCCAGGGAGACAACAUCAAGAGACAGAAGACAUGAGUGGCUAGUUCUCGAUGGUGCCAUUCUUCAAGGGCCUGUCGGCGAAAUUUGGGCACGGGAAGAAUUUUCAGUAAAGAUCGUGAUGGGUACUACCGCUCAUGCUGGAGCUCCUCUUAAAUAUCUCACUUCUAAUACCACUCUCAAUUCUACGCAAGUGGAAAAAAUUGUAAGGGAGUCUUUACUAGGAACAACGGGCAUGGCUGAUGAAGCUCUCAGACGUUAUAACGCAACAUUGGAAGGUUUGCUAAGCAUGAUCUCGGAUAUUCGUGUUGUAUGCCCGCUACUCACAGUUGCCAGAAUGAAGACUAAUAUUUCGUUCUAUGUGGCAACGCAACCACGUGGUCAAUUCGCAGAUCCUGAUAGCGAUGCUGCAGGAAUACUUGGAUCGUAUGCAGCACGUACACCCGCUGAAAAAAGACACGUGUCUGCAAUGCAGCAACUCUUCAAUCACUAUGUUUGGCACGGCGAGGUAGCUCAAGCAGAUCGUAACGGUGUAAAACGAGUUCUGAUUGUUGGGCAAGAUACGCUUCCCGAUCGUGAUUAUCCCAACUGCGACUUUUGGAUAGGAAAAGACAUCGUUCCAACUUACGGUCGAGUAGAUUGA
Habropoda laboriosa is the source of this 2287-nucleotide messenger RNA. It is a transcript of the gene Nrt, whose product is annotated as neurotactin. The transcript has 7 exons. NCBI's taxonomy places the organism in Eukaryota, Metazoa, Arthropoda, Insecta, Hymenoptera, Apidae. The record is from RefSeq and is a predicted model, not a curated record. The coding region runs from base 113 to 2287 and encodes 724 amino acids.